Molecule: messenger RNA, 819 nt
Organism: Paramecium octaurelia
Lineage: Eukaryota; Ciliophora; Oligohymenophorea; Peniculida; Parameciidae
Source: the annotation of a GenBank genome assembly
AUGAUAAAUUUAAUCUCAAUCAUAUAAUUUUUCAUAUUUAAUAUUUUAGGAGCACUAAUUGCUAAAUACUAGUGUGAUUGCUCAUUAUUUGUAGAUGAAACAGUUUGUUUAGGAAUACAAACUUGUGAUUGGAUAAAUGAUCUCUGUGUUCAAAAGGAUUGUUCUAAUAUUGAUGAAAUUGAAUGUGACUUAAUGGGGAAAUGUAGUCUUAAUCCUGAAGGAAAAUGUGAAGCGACUCUAUUUUGUUAGGAGUAUUAAGUCAAAGAUCAAAUUGAUUGCAUGAUAAAAAAAGGAAAUUGUGCAGCUCAAAAUAAAACAAAUGACGCUGGAUUUUAUUAAUGUAAAAAUUAUAAUUCCGUUGAUUGUAAUUCAUUAGCAGCUGAGAAUUGCACUAAUAAUUAUGAAGACGGGCAAACGUUCUGUUGGUUAAAUUCAACUAAACAAUGUUAAAGCUAUAGCAUAAAUUCUUGUGAAGGAUUACCGUUAGAUAUCUGUAGUAAGUUAAAUUGUAAAACUUCAGAUGGUAUAUGUUCAUCAUUUAAAUGCUCUGAUAUAAUAUCUUAAGAUUAGUGCAAAUUUGUAAAAGAUGGUUAUUGGGGAGUGUUGACCCUUUGCAAUUGGAAAGAAGAUUCAAGUCCAAAAUGUAUCGAUAGAACUGAAACCAAAGAUCUCACGAAUCAAACAUGUUCAAAGUUAACAGAUGGUCGAUAUUAUUGGAAAGAUGAAUCUUGUGUAUCAUGUCCUAAAAAUUAUGAAGAUAAUUCUAAUUCCUAGGUUUAUUUAAUUCUCUAUUUAAUUUGUAUUUUGAUUGAAUUAUGA